Messenger RNA from Scophthalmus maximus (turbot), 2303 nucleotides. It is a transcript of the gene qrsl1, whose product is annotated as glutaminyl-tRNA amidotransferase subunit QRSL1. Gene Ontology annotation, biological process: mitochondrial translation; glutaminyl-tRNAGln biosynthesis via transamidation. The record is from RefSeq and is a predicted model, not a curated record. Gene Ontology annotation, molecular function: glutaminyl-tRNA synthase (glutamine-hydrolyzing) activity. Gene Ontology annotation, cellular component: mitochondrion; glutamyl-tRNA(Gln) amidotransferase complex. The coding region runs from base 149 to 1693 and encodes 514 amino acids. Lineage: Eukaryota; Metazoa; Chordata; Actinopteri; Pleuronectiformes; Scophthalmidae. The transcript has 11 exons.
CCAACACCAAUCAGAGCGCGGUUUACUGCACGGCUGUCCAAUCACAGAGCGCGCUGUUCGACGUCGGCCACCGAAACAAACAUGGCAGCCCGCUGCCGCCGUUACCCACCGUGCGAAGGUUAGGCUCUGACAGAAACACACAGCGAACAUGCUGAGCCUGACAAUACGGGAGGUGUCUUUGGCGCUCAGGGAGGGAAGGAUCUCCCCAACAGAGCUUUGUAGGAGGUGUCUGAACCGCAUCAAGAAAACUCAACAUCUUAACGCUUACAUCACAGUGACAGAGGAGCUGGCACUGAAGCAGGCCCAAGAAGCAGAAACCAGACUGCUGCAAGGUGCCCCCAAAGGUCCUCUGGAUGGAAUCCCCUUUGCAGUCAAGGAUAACUUCUGCACAAAAAAUGUGAGGACCACGUGUGCUUCCAGGAUGCUCAGAGACUACACUCCUCCGUACAGUGCUACAGUUGUCCAGAAGCUCAUGGACCAAGGAGCUGUUCUGGUGGGGAAGACCAACAUGGAUGAGUUUGCUAUGGGGGCAGGAAGCACAGAUGGGGCUUUUGGACCAGUAAGGAACCCUUGGAGCUAUGCUGUACCCUACAGAGAGCAGACAGGGGUGGCACCAGACUCUGACUGGGUCAUCACCGGAGGAAGUUCAGGAGGAAGUGCGGCAGCUGUGUCCUCACUCACCAGCUACCUGGCUUUGGGUUCAGACACAGGUGGUUCUACUCGUAACCCAGGAGCACUUUGUGGCAUUGUGGCACUAAAGCCAACCUAUGGCCUGCUGUCCAGACACGGGCUGAUCCCUCUGGUCAACUCCAUGGACGUCCCCGGCAUUAUGACCCGCAGUGUCAGUGAUGCAGCCAUUGUCUUAGGUAUCCUCCAAGGCCUUGAUGUGAGAGACUCCACAACAAUCCCUGCCCCUUCAUCCCUGACAGAGCUACCUGAAGACUUGGAUGUCAAAAACAUCUGUAUCGGUAUCCCUACGGAAUAUCAUGCCCCAGGGCUGUCUGAGGAGACUGUGGCUCAGUGGAGUCGAGUUGCUGACAUGUUUGAGAGAGCAGGGGCGAGGGUGCAGCAGGUAUCCCUCCCCUACACCCAGUACUCCAUCGUGUGCUACCACGUCCUGUGCCAUGCCGAAGUGGCGUCUAACAUGGCCCGUUUUGACGGUCUCGAAUACGGCCACCGUAGUGAGGAGAACAGCUCAACAGAGGCCAUGUAUGCUUCCACUCGACAUGAGGGCUUCAACGACGUAGUGAGGGGGAGGAUUCUUUCUGGGAACUACUUCCUGCUUAAACAAAACUACCAGCACUACUUUGUAAAGGCCCAGAAGGUUCGCCGGCUGAUAGCGGACGAUUUCAAGCGCGUGUUCAGCUCAGGUGUUGACGCACUGCUUACACCCACCACUCUGACCGAUGCAGCCUGUUACUCCGACUUCACGCAGGAGGACAACCGAACACGCAGUGCACAGGAAGAUGUCUUCACCCAGCCUGCCAACAUGGCAGGUCUCCCCGCUGUCUCAGUGCCAACUGCAUUAUCAAGACGGGGGCUUCCCAUUGGCUUACAGCUGAUAGGCCCUGCCGCCCAAGACAAGAAGCUACUAAGUGUUGCCCGAUGGAUCGAGCAGAGGGCUGGGUUUCCCUCCAUCAGUGUCUAUGAGAGCGACACACAAAUGACUAAAAGGGAGACUUCACCUCUAUGAAGAGAACUGAAGACACAAGUGAACAACUGUUGACAAAGUCACUUACAGGCACAUUACGCUGUGGACUGUGUAACCAUUAUGGACAUAAUUCGCUUGUGAGAUGCUUUUCAAGACAUUUUCAAUGGGGUAAUCUGAAUUAAUCACAUGCGACAAUGCUUUCAUGAUUGGAAAAAAAAUUAUUACAGAUUGUAAAAACAUCACUUUUGUACAACAUGCAUCAUACGUCAAGAGGAGGAACAUGAUGUUUAGCAUUAGGUGUCAAAUGCUGCUCUAUUUGUUGUUUUUAGAUGGCACUGUUGCUGUUAAAUACAUUUUAAAAGUGGGGUUAUUUACAUUGACUUUACUAGGUGAGUGCAUUUCACUAUAUGUAGGCGUUGUUUUCACAUCCUGAUCUCUGCCGCCCCCAGUUCUCCAAACUAUCUGUUCUUGCAGGUUUAAAAUCAGCUGGGUCUGCAUUCUCUAAGUUUAACUGAAGUCAUCAGCAGUUAGUAUAACAUACUUAAGUGUUCAUUUCACAUCUCUUUAUGGCUGUUAUAUGUCUUUUGGUUGCCUUUUGUCAUUUUUUUGUUGUUUGAAUUACUUUUUAACAAUAAAUAUCUCACUUCACACA